Messenger RNA from Funneliformis geosporum, 151 nucleotides. The record is from the annotation of a GenBank genome assembly. NCBI's taxonomy places the organism in Eukaryota, Fungi, Glomeromycota, Glomeromycetes, Glomerales, Glomeraceae.
AUGAAUAAUGAAGUAAAGGAUAAAAUUUUAGGUAUUGAAAUAGAAGAUGAUAUAGAAUUAGAUGUUGAAGAUAAAGAAUAUAAUUCUGAAAUUGAAGAAUCUAAAGAUGAAUACAUGAAAAUUUCAUUUAAAUUAAUAAUUAGAAGAAAGG